CGUUCUUUUCACAUUGAAUACUUGACAGUAUCAAUAAAGUGUUCUGGUGAUUUUUAUGAUUAUUUUAAAAAAAAACAGAUGUUAAAAUAUAUGUUUAUAUAAAUAUAUCUUUCUAUAUCUUAUAAAAGUGAUAAAAAAUUAAGUUUCGUCUAUGAAUCAUAUUACAUUUUUUUAUUUAAAAAAAAAAAUUAGAGAAAAAGUUUCUAUCAACCUUUAGACUGAUGGAAAAACUAAAUAAAAGUUUAAAGGCAUAAUUAAACUAAAUCACAUAAAAGUUAUUACUCGGGGGUUUUCGGGGUUGCUGGCAUCAGAUUUUAAAAAUUCAAAAUGGCGGACCCAAUAUGGUGGACAUUUUCAAAUUUGAUACGAUUCCCUUAAAACUUGUUACUUGGGGGUUUUUGGGUACGCUGAUAACGAAUAUGAAAUCGGUUUUCCAAAAUUCAAAAUGGCGGACGAAUUUUUAAAAAUUUGGUGGAUUUUUAUAAAAAUAUGUUUUCGAGUGUAUGUGAUUUUCCUACUUAUUUGUAAUUACCGAGAUUGACCACCAGGAGGUUAACAAAUUUUGAUCUAAUUUUUAUAAAUUCGUCUGCCAUGUUGGAUCCGCCAUUUUUAAUUUUGAAAAACUGAUUUCAUAUUCGUAAUCAACGACCUCAAAAAUCUCUAAAUACAAAAGAUGACGAAAAUUGCACUUUUCUAAAAAAAAGUCGGGCGAUAAAGGGUACUCUCCAUCAACAUCUUUACCUAAAACAGACGCAACUUAUUGUCUUCUAAUAUGAAAUUUAUACUCUUUCUCACACUUGCUACAAUAUGCUUGACUUUAUCCAUCAGCAAAAAGGAGAAGCGCAAUGGACAUAUCACAGUAUUUCAUGUAACUGAUGAAACGGCCAGUUUGAAAUUAACUAGACCUCAUUUAACUAAGGAAGGAAUUGGAGAGACUUUUACCAUUCGGGCAGUCGACUUGGAUUAUCCCACAUUAAAGGACAUUUGUGCAAUUUGCAGUUACAAUUCUUUGACACUAGACAGACAGUUAUUAACUUUAAAUACCUUCGAUGACAACGUUGAAAUUUGCAAGUACAGUGAAUUCAGUAAAUAUAUCAAACAAGACUAUCAAGUUUGCACAUUCAGUAAACUUACUCCAGGACAUUCGUAUAAAUUUAUCGCCAAAAGGAAAGGAGAAUUUCCGAUUCGUCAAGCAAUCAAAAGCAGAAAUUGCACAACAGAUAAAGUAUAUGGAAAGCCUAAUCCACCAUUAGGACCAGUCAAAGUGAGAUACCAUUCGGAUACAGCAGUAAAAAUAGAUUGGACAAGGCCACUUAACAGUCCUAAAAAUUUGAGAUAUCAAAUCAUAGCCCUCGCGGAAAAUGAUGACUCUGAUAAGAAUUGUAGAAAUAACACUCGAUUUUUGACACGUUUCAUUGUAACGGACGAUGCGCAUUACUUUUUCUCAGGACUUACUCCAGGUGAAACGUAUCGAUUUAAAAUUUCCGCUUUUAAUAAGAUGGGAAGUUCUUCUGGUAUCUUGAGUGAUUCAAUAACAAUGAUACAUCCAUUAUACUAUACAUCAAGCGAAUUCACUGAAGAUGGUUCUUUCAAAAUUUUAAAGUACAAUUACAACGAGGACAGAAAUGAAAUGUUACAUUUUGCCUGCAUUUGCCCUUCUAACAAUUUAGAUUAGAAUUAAAAUUUCAAUAAUUAAAAUAAAAUAAAUAUUGAAAUCUCAUUUCUUAUGAAGAACAUGAAUUUUAACAUAAUGAUGCAAUACCUAUGAAUAUCAAAAUGAAAAGAAACAUUUUUUUAACAGUUUUAAUUUUUAAUCAAAUAAAUUUUAACCAAAUAUUUGUAAAAUAAGAUAUACUCAGUUAAAAUAACACUAUUACUGAAUUUAUUUAAGGUAAAGUGGAAU
Leptopilina heterotoma is the source of this 1903-nucleotide messenger RNA. RefSeq lists its product as uncharacterized. The transcript has 5 exons. The record is from RefSeq and is a predicted model, not a curated record. Gene Ontology annotation, molecular function: protein binding. Bases 773 to 1675 code for a protein of 300 amino acids. NCBI's taxonomy places the organism in Eukaryota, Metazoa, Arthropoda, Insecta, Hymenoptera, Figitidae.